GUCUCGACGCGAGUAGCCGGGGAGGUGUCGCGGCCCGGAGGCAGUCGCCCGGCGCAGGUGGACGCUGCGCGCCGGACUCUCCAACCGCCGCCCCUCCCGCGGGGGUCCCGAGCUAGCGGAUGGGAGGUACGGCUCGCGGGCCCGGGCGGAAGGAUGCGGGGCCGCCGGCAGCCGGACUCCCGCCCCAGCAGCGGAGAUUGGGUGAUGGUGUCUAUGAUGCCUUUAUGAUGAUAGAUGAAACCAAAUGCCCACCCUGUUCAAAUGUCCUCUGCAAUCCUUCUGAACCACCUCUACCCAGAAGACUAAAUAUCACCACUGAGCAGUUAACAAGAGAUCAUACUCAGCGCUUUCUGAAUGAAGGUGAGAUGAAGGUAGAACAGCUGUUCCAAGAAUUUGGCAACAGAAGAUCCGAUACUUUCCUGUCAGAUGGCAUCAACGACUGUGAAAAAUGCUCUCCUACUGUUUCUCAGGGUACAGGUUCAGAUAGCUUGAAUAUGGUAAAAUCCAGCAGUUCAUCCAAAGCAUGCAAAGUGGUGCCUCUGACUCCAGAACAAGCCCUGAAGCAAUAUAAACACCACCUCACUGCUUACGAGAAGCUGGAAAUCACCAAUUAUCCAGAAAUUUACUUUGUGGGUCCAAAUGCCAAAAAAAGACAUGGAGUUAUCGGUGGUCCCAAUAAUGGGGGGUAUGAUGAUGCAGAUGGGGCCUAUAUUCAUGUACCUCGAGACCAUCUAGCUUAUAGAUAUGAGGUGCUGAAAAUUAUUGGCAAGGGGAGUUUUGGGCAAGUAGCCCGGGUCUAUGAUCACAAACUUCGACAGUAUGUGGCCCUAAAGAUGGUGCGCAAUGAAAAGCGCUUCCAUCGUCAAGCAGCUGAGGAGAUCCGGAUUUUGGAGCAUCUUAAAAAGCAGGAUAAAACUGGUAGCAUGAAUGUUAUCCACAUGCUGGAAAGUUUCACCUUCCGGAACCAUGUUUGUAUGGCCUUUGAAUUGCUGAGCAUAGACCUGUAUGAGCUAAUUAAAAAAAACAAGUUUCAGGGUUUUAGCAUCCAGCUAGUACGCAAGUUUGCUCAAUCCAUCUUGCAAUCCUUGGAUGCUCUCCACAAAAAUAAGAUCAUUCACUGUGACCUGAAGCCAGAAAACAUUCUCCUGAAACACCAUGGGUGCAGUGCGACCAAGGUCAUUGACUUUGGGUCCAGCUGUUUUGAGUACCAGAAGCUUUACACAUAUAUCCAGUCUCGCUUCUACAGAGCUCCAGAGAUCAUUUUGGGAAGCCGCUACAGCACGCCUAUUGACAUAUGGAGUUUUGGCUGCAUCCUUGCAGAACUCUUAACAGGACAGCCUCUCUUCCCUGGAGAGGAUGAAGGAGACCAGUUGGCCUGUAUGAUGGAGCUUCUAGGGAUGCCACCGCCAAAACUUCUGGAGCAGUCUAAACGUGCCAAGUACUUCAUUAACUCCAAGGGCCUGCCUCGAUACUGUUCUGUGACUACUCAGGCAGAUGGGAGGGUUGUGCUUGUCGGGGGUCGCUCACGUAGGGGUAAAAAGCGAGGUCCCCCAGGCAGCAAAGACUGGGUGACAGCACUGAAAGGGUGUGAUGACUUCUUGUUUAUAGAGUUUUUGAAAAGGUGUCUUCACUGGGACCCCUCUGCCCGCCUGACCCCAGCUCAAGCAUUGAGACACCGUUGGAUUAGCAAGUCUGCACCCAGACCUUUGACUAUUGAAAAGGUGUCAGGGAAACGGGUAGUAAAUCCUGCAAAUGCUUUCCAGGGACUGGGUUGCAAGUUGCCUCCAGUUGUUGGAAUAGCUAACAAGCUUAAAGCCAAUUUAAUGUCGGAAGCCAGUGGUGGUCUGCCUCUGUGCCGUGUGCUGCCAAAACUGGUAAGCCAGUGAACAGCCAUAUGCUCAGAGAUGCGUGUGUGUGUGUUUUUAAUUAUCUCGCAAACCUGAAAAUGGAAAAAAUACAAGCCCAUUGGUGGAUAUGCUUUUGUUAGACUAGACUUCUUUUUUUAACAAGGCAAAACAUUUUUAUAUGACUGUACAAGAAACUCUUCAAGGGCUAAUUAUCCAACCAGCUUGUAUUGGCCAUCCUGGAAUAUACAUUAAAUGACUUUUUGUAGGUCAGUGCAUCUUUGUUAUUAUCGUCAGAUGAACAUCAGCCUGUGUAUUCUGUUGACUUGAAUCCCUUCCUCUCAAGAUAGAAGGUAUACCAAGAAGUAUAUCCUGACCACGCCUCGCUUCUCGUUUCCCUCAGCAUCUGUUCUGGGGGGUAGUUUGAGUCGUGGCCGUAGUGAUGGAUGAGGGCCAAAGCUAGGUCUCUUGCCACCGCAGGCCAUCCUGAGGGCUCGUUCUAGGUGGUUCUAGGUGAAAGGGCUCACAACAGACUAUGGGCAGGAAAGCUCCAGGAAGCUGUUGGUCACCUGGGGAAGUGGUGUCACUGCUUCUCAGUGACUCAUUUCUCCUCCCUUCGAUUCUGUGACGCGUGAUGUAUUUAUGUUAUUGUUAUUAUUUUAUUAUUGUUUUGCCUGUGAUUUGUUUCCUGGGCACUCAGAGCAUUUUGCAGACAUCUUGUCACCUCACCAAGUACUGAUUUUAAAAUGGAGUCGUAUCCGUCCCUCUGCCACUCUUCCAAGGAAGAUAAAGCAUCUCUUUUGCCCCAAAUAACCCAGAACGUUAAAGGCAGAAUCAGCAUGCAAAUGCGGUUCCCCAGUUUCUUGGAACCCUGGGGACCAGCCUACUGUUGCAUUUUCACAGACUCUCUUAUGAAAGUCAUCGCGAUCAGGUGAACCUAACUACAGUUUCAUUGGGUUCCCUCUCUUUCUAGCUCUCUGCCACCCUAAUGUGCCACAGUUUUCCCACUUUCAAUUUAAACCCAAGACUAUUCCCUAGAUUCUGAGUGAACUUCAGUUAGAAGAAGAAAAUCCAGAAACUACUGGAAAUCCGUUUCAUUUUCCUUCAUUUCAUCCUUUUUCUCUGCUAAGAUUUUAGCAGUGAGGGCUGGUAAUGAAACUACUUACUAGCCAAGUGUUUUCCUCCGAGAAGUGGAGAAGGAAUGAAAACUAAAUAAGUCACUGCUAUCUUUUAUUUUCUUUCCUGCCCUUCCUCUACUUUAGAGAAUUUAGUCUCUGUAAAUUCCAUAAGAUCAGAAGGAGGCUCUUUUCAUUGGGCAACACAGUAACAAAAAGAAGAAAAAUGCCCAGUGGCUUAUUGGUUAAGUUCCUGUGCUCCACUUCGUUGGCCCAGGGUUCGCAGGUUCGGAUCCUGGGCACGGACCUACUCACUGCUUAUCAAGCUAUGCUGUGGUGUCACAUAUAAAGUAGAAGAAGAUGAGCACGGAUGUUAGCCCUGGGCCAAUCUUCCUCAGCAAAAAGAGGAGGGAUUGGCAUCAGAUGUUAGCUCAGGGCUAAUCUUCCUCACAAAAAGAAAAGAAGAAGAAAAAUGCCGUGGGCAUUUUAUUUAAGGAACUUUUGCCUUAUCCAAAAGAAUUCCUGAUUGCUAUGGCACAGGCUAUAAAAAAUGGGAAUGAGCAAAUGUCCCGAGUGUGGCCUCAGCCCCCCAGGCACAAAGGCCAGAUGGCAGGGACAGUUCAUACUGAAGCCUCGGUCUCUUAAAAAUGGGGAUGUCCUAGUACUUUUGGUGACUGAGCAGCUGGACUGUUUAAAACCUUAAUUAUUUCCCUUACUCCUGGUUUACAGAAGGCAGUGGAACAGGUCCCUGUAACUGGAGAAGUUUAAAAAUCUCUCGCAUUAUCUAGGCAGAGCAUAUGUUGAGGUCGUUUUGCCAGUUGUUAUCAGUGGGGAAGACCUGCUCUCUUAAGCAAGCUGUUGAAAGGACUGCUACCCCAAACACGUCUGCCAAGCACUGAAUUCCGGUGUUUGUGUUUUUAGUGAGGUCUCCUGUGUCCGCAGCACUGUGUGACUUCAGAGAAAAGGGAGCUAUGGCUGAGGUUGGCAUGCGGUCUGUCUGUGCUGAGUGAACUGUGAGGUUACUGAAACUUGCCUGAGUGACAGGACAUAGACAACCCAGUAACACUGUAGAUAAAUUCUAGAAAGCUCUGGGACACUGAAUGGAUGUGUUUCUGCCUAAAUUUGGCAACCUAGAGAGUGACGCAGAGCAGAGUCAUUCAGGUUGGCACACCUGUCUUCUGCGGGCCGAUUCAAGUUUGGAAAGAGUGGGCUGCUUUAAAACAUGGUGGUGGUUGUGCCAGAUGGAUUUGGGGAGGUUUAUGAGUGGGUUUCAAGGUUAGGGACAAUUGUGGUUUUUAGAGGCUGUCACCCUGUGCCCCCUUUUUUCAGCCACUGUUAAAUUUUUGCUGGGAUCCCUGCCCAGCCAUAGCAGUGAGUGACUGAAUGGGAUCAGAGUUAGUGCAGGGACUCAGACUGGCUUCCUCACCGUCACCAGAUUGUUCCUUAGCUGUUUUUGUUCUUAUGGUCAUUUCAAUUAAACAGGUCAUGUUGGUUGGCUUCUUUUACUGAU
Messenger RNA from Diceros bicornis minor, 4469 nucleotides. RefSeq names its product dual specificity tyrosine phosphorylation regulated kinase 3 (gene DYRK3). NCBI's taxonomy places the organism in Eukaryota, Metazoa, Chordata, Mammalia, Perissodactyla, Rhinocerotidae. The record is from RefSeq and is a predicted model, not a curated record. Gene Ontology annotation, biological process: cytoplasmic stress granule disassembly; peptidyl-threonine phosphorylation; peptidyl-serine phosphorylation. The transcript is spliced from 3 exons. Gene Ontology annotation, molecular function: protein serine/threonine kinase activity; ATP binding; protein serine/threonine/tyrosine kinase activity. Bases 120 to 1886 code for a protein of 588 amino acids. Gene Ontology annotation, cellular component: nucleus.